Molecule: messenger RNA, 888 nt
Organism: Trypanosoma brucei brucei TREU927
Lineage: Eukaryota; Euglenozoa; Kinetoplastea; Trypanosomatida; Trypanosomatidae
Exons: 1
Coding region: 1-888 (295 amino acids)
Source: RefSeq, a predicted model, not a curated record
AUGUUUCGUCAGGAACUACGCCGUUGUUCGGUUAUUCUUUUUCACGGUGGACUUGUUCCAAGGAGGAUGAUAAUCAAUGAGGACCCCCAAGAGCGGUCAAGAGAGUUGGCGCUUAGAGAAAAGGUAGCCAAAAAAUAUAAGGGACUCAGCAUAUCCGAAUUUUCCGGCUUCAGUUAUGGACAUUUCGCGAUGGGAGGGCUGGCGACCAGUGCUGCUUUUCGUGCUCGCGAAGCUUCCCAAGGAAAUGCCCCUAAUUUUGGAAACUUAUCCCAAGGAGAGCGUCGCGUUGACUGGCUCAUGUUUUUUACUGGUGUGGUGCUUGUUUUUGUUUCGUCGAAAAUCAUUAUACAGCGGCUUUUUGGCGGUGUAUCAGAGGAUUUGGCAUUACCUUUGUGGAUUGGAAGUGUAGAUGAGCAAGCGACUUAUUUGCUCUUCACCAUACAGUACGACAAAUCUAGCCGUCAGCGGAUUAAGGAUGAGUACCUCGCAGAACGAAGGAUAAAUCCAUUCAUUACUUUUUUCCCCUGGCUCAUUACACGAUAUCCUGAGUACGGUCGCGGCGUGCAGUUCAGCCGUGACGUUGCCUUUGGCACACUUCGUGAGAUACUCUCAAGUGGUAACCAGAGGUCAUUGUUAAACCUUGCCGGUAGCACAAAGGACACGCUACUGAGGAAUGACAGCCCGGCUCAUCGCGUCGAUUAUUUUCUCAGGAGGGUGGGCGUGGUCCCGAUGAUUCAAGGAGUGAACUCAGACUCAAAGGCGGCUGCUUACGUACCUCCCGCAGUCGCAUCGAACCUUCAGCUGAUGUACGGUAGCGAGCCAGAGGCAAUUAAAACUGUGUUAAGCGUCAGUCCGGAUGAGAGACAUGGAUCUGUACCGUUCCAGUAG